GAGAAAAAAAAAAUCUCGCUCGGCUCAAACGGCCACGAAAUGGCGCCGGCCGCCGCCGCCGCCGCCGCCUUCCCCUUCCGCCUCUUCUCCGCCGAGGCUCGCCGCAACACCAAGGGCUCCCGGGGCAAGCGGGGCUCCGCCAGGCCAAUCAAGCCGCCCCCUCCUCCUCCUCCUCCUCCACGACGUCCGUCUGCGUCGUCGGGUGCUGUGGGUGGCGUCGGCGCCACCACCUUCACUAGGCUGCCGCUCCGCGACGCCCCCGCGUCGCUGGAGGUGACGUUGGACCGGUUCCCCACCUCCAAUCCCGAGCCCCGAGCUCCCGCCUUCACUCGCCGAAGUGAAGAGCGGUUGGGCGACGAGGAGGAGGAGGAUGAGGAUGAGGAUGAGGUGGAGUUCGGCCUCCGUGGGGCUACCACGUUUGCUCGGCUCCCUCUGCGGGGCUCCCCCGACGGCGGUGAUCUCGCCAUUGGGAAAUUCGAUGCUGGCUUGGCCACUCAGGGGGGCCCGAAGAGUCGCUCCAUUUCACGUCAAAUGGUCGAACACCUUGACGACGUAGAGGACGAGGACGAGUUGGAGGAAGAGGAAGAGGAAGAUGAGGAGGAGCAAGUUGUCAGCCGCUUGGACAUCUUCGAGGGAGCAAAAGGCAGGGAAGCUCGGGUUUUCUUACCCGACGAGGACGAUGACGAUGACGUCGUGGUGUUCGACCCGGACUACGACGGCGACAGCGACGACGAGGGAUUCGGCGCUGUUACUCUUGCGCAGAGUCCACCGGGCGACGCCAUCGCCGUCGCGGAGCUGGAAGAGCUACACUACAACGUUGACGAGGAGGAGGGCGACGACGACGGUGAGGUUAUAGUGUUCCACCCAGGCUACGACGAGGAGGAGGAAGAUGACGACGUGUUCGAGGACAACGGCGACGACUACGAGGACAAAGAGGGGGAAGAGGAAGGUGAGACGAAGGAGAAGGGUGUCCCCGCCGUGAUGCGGUGCUUCGACACGGCGAAGAUAUUCGCAAAGGCAGGCGACGGCGGGAACGGCGUGGUGGCAUUCCGGCGAGAGAAGUACGUGCCGUUCGGGGGGCCCUCCGGCGGCGACGGCGGCCGCGGCGGGAACGUGUACGUGGAGGUGGACGGGGAGAUGAACUCGCUGCUGCCGUUCCGCAACUCGGUGCACUUCCGCGCCGGCCGCGGCGCGCACGGCCAGGGCAGGCAGCAGGCCGGGGCGAAGGGCGAGGACGUCGUGGUGAAGGUGCCGCCCGGAACGGUGGUGCGGUCUUCCGCCGGCGACGUGGAGCUGCUUGAGCUGAUGAAGCCUGGCCAGCGCGCGCUGCUUCUCCCCGGCGGCCGCGGCGGCCGUGGCAAUGCCGCAUUCAAGUCCGGCACAAACAAGGCGCCCAGGAUCGCCGAGAAAGGGGAGAAAGGUCCAGAAAUGUGGCUAGAUUUGGAGCUGAAGCUGGUUGCUGAUGUGGGGAUUGUUGGCGCCCCAAACGCUGGAAAGAGCACACUUUUGAGUGCUAUUAGUGCAGCCAAGCCAACUAUAGCCAAUUACCCUUUUACGACAUUAUUACCGAAUCUUGGAGUGGUCUCAUUGGAUUUUGAUGUUACAAUGGUAGUUGCUGAUCUUCCUGGACUACUGGAAGGUGCUCAUCGCGGAUAUGGCUUGGGCCAUGAGUUUUUAAGGCAUAGUGAGAGAUGUUCAGUGUUGAUUCAUGUUGUUGACGGCUCAGGAGAACAACCUGAAUAUGAGUUUGAGGCUGUCCGUUUGGAACUGGAGCUAUUUAGCCCAUCAUUGGUUGACAAACCUUAUAUAGUGGUGUAUAAUAAGAUGGACCUUCCAGAGGCAUCUGAGAGAUGGAAUAAGUUUCAGGAAAAGCUACAGGCUGAAGGAAUUGAGCCUUAUUGCAUUAGUGCAAUGAAUAGGCAAGGAACACAGGAUGUUGUUCAUGCUGCCUACAAGAUUCUGCAGAAAGAGAGGCAAAGGAUGAAAGAUGAUGAAGAAUGGAUCGGCCCUGAAAAUCUGAAUCACGUGGCUGAUGCAAUAAAAAGGGUAAGGAGGGCUCCCAUGAACGAAUUUGAGAUUUUUCAUGAUAAGGGCACGAGGACAUGGAACGUUACUGGAGCUGGAAUAGAACGUUUUGUUCAGAUGACUAAUUGGCAGUAUUCAGAAUCCUUGAAACGAUUUCAGCAUGCUUUAGAGGCAUGUGGUGUCAACAAAGCUCUUAUCAAACGUGGAGUUAAAGAAGGAGACACGGUAGUUGUUGGUGAGAUGGAAAUGAUUUGGACAGAUGGGCCUAAUAAGACCAGCUCAUCAAAAACAAUGAACUCGAAAGAUGACUCUGUCAGAUGGCCUGAAUUCGGCUAGAUCAAGAAAUUGUUCUGCAUAGCAGCAGAGUGACUUCAGUGAAAUGUUUGCACAAUAAUUGUAUCGCUGCACUAUUAUGCCAAGAACAAACUAGUCAUUACAAUGGCUAGUUGCAGCAAGACCAGACAAACACAUUCAGCACAAAGAAAAGAGACAUUUUGUGGCACGGCGCAUCACACAAGCUUGGAAAGGUAGAUUAUCUAGAAGUGCUAUGCCAUUCUCCAGAAAGGUAGAUAUCUGUAGAUGAGAUUCAGGAAUUCUAAGGUGAUGUAUAAAACAAUUUCUUCGGCAAGAUAGAAAGCUUGUCAUUGUUUCGCCCAUACUUAUUACAAAGAGAACGGCUUAUGAGUGAUGAAAAAUAAUUUAUAGA
Molecule: messenger RNA, 2731 nt
Organism: Oryza brachyantha (malo sina)
Lineage: Eukaryota; Viridiplantae; Streptophyta; Magnoliopsida; Poales; Poaceae
Product: probable GTP-binding protein OBGC1, chloroplastic
Exons: 6
Coding region: 40-2361 (773 amino acids)
Cellular component (GO): mitochondrion
Molecular function (GO): GTP binding; magnesium ion binding; GTPase activity
Source: RefSeq, a predicted model, not a curated record